AUGGAGUAUGAGCCUAUCCGGCAUCUGCCAGGCGGCAAUCACAUCCGAAUUUUGAGCCUGGCUCCGAGCGCAAAUUUGUCUGAUCCAAUUCAUGUCAAGUUAUCAGUUGUCAAGCUGGCAGACGAGCCAACUUUUAUUGCUCUUUCUUAUGUCUGGGGAUCUGAAGUUGGAAAGCUGCCGAUCACUUGCAAUGGUGAACAAUUUCUUGUUACGCAAAAUCUGGACUCUGCUUUGCGCCACUUACGCGACGAAGCCAAAGAGAGGAUAUUAUGGAUCGAUGCUAUUUGUAUCAACCAGAAUGAUGAUCAAGAACGCGGUUUUCAGGUUAAUCUCAUGAAAGACAUUUAUCGCAUGGCACAUGCCGUUGUCAUCUGGUUAGGAGAGGCUGAUGCGGACAGCGAUCUGGUUUUCCCACUAUGCGAGAAGAUGACUGAAAGUAGACUUGAUCUGCUAAAAGAUUUAGAAUCCGGACUCGACGUCGUAAUGGGCCCGAACCGAAAGCAGAUCUUAGAGAAAAUGAUGAGAGACGCAAAAAAGCGAAAUGCAGAGAAAGAAAGGGAGGCGGCAAACCUUGAAAGCGUCUCGGAUACAGCCUCCAAUGUUGCCUCCAAAGUCGAUGGCCCCUCUGAAGUUGAUGGUACUAUUGCCAACACGGGAGACGAGGAAGUCGACGUAUCUGAUGCUAGCGACGAAGAAAUUUCAGCCUUCAUGAGAUUGAUUGCUCGCCCAUGGUUUACUCGAUGUUGGAUUCUCCAGGAAGUCUGCCUUGCAAAACAGGCAGUGUUAUUGUGCGGUACCCAAGCGAUUGACUGGGAUAUAUUCUACAUCGGCUUUGUAAUAACCGUUCUUAUGAGCGAAAAGGGACUCCGAGGCCGACCAGAGCAGCUCUUUCGAACGGCACUGGUACUAAUUGGCAGGCUACGAACAAAAAUACACGAUGAGCAAUCGCCAUACGAAGGUGCCGGGCUUCUGUGGCUACUUAGUAGGGUAUGGUCACUGAGUGCGACAAACGCCCGGGACAAGGUUUAUGCCAUUCUAGGUCUUCUUGGCGAGAAAGAGUCUCGGGAGUUGAACAUAAUACCUGACUAUACACAAUCAGUUGAAGAAUGCUACCAGAAGACCUCUCUACUCAUUAUGUCCCAGACGAAGAAUUUGGACAUUCUCCAUACCGAUCGCAUAUUUGAAUCCACGCUGGACUUGCCAUCGUGGGUUACAGAUUGGAGAAGUUUACCUGAUCCUAGCCCCAUAUGUCUAGAUCCGCAUUCACACGAUAUAAAAGGAGAAGAGGAAGACAAGCGACCAUUCAACGCUUCGCUUUCUACCCAAUGGACACCGAAAAUUAGCUCUGAUGCGAAAAUCCUGAUGCUAUCUGGGUAUGACUUUGAUGAAAUAAUAGAAGUGGAAGAUAUUCUUACCGUUCCCGCUGCCGACCAUAACGAUAUUGCCGGAAUGGCAAGUUCCAUAUCAAACGCCACGAGCUUUAUGAAAAGAUUAAUCCUCGGCCUGGGCUCCUAUUUCGACAUUUUAGUAAAAUGGGAAGCCUUAGCCACGUCCAAAAAAUACUCAAAAUACCCGACUGGCGAAGACACAGAAACUGUAUUUGCCAUGACCAUGUGCACCGGAAGCAUUGAUUCGCCUGAACUGGCGCUUCAGAGAUUUCAAAAGUGGCGCAAAACGCUUCGAGGACCUCGGAAGAUGACUUUCCUGAAGAAUAUCGGUAUCAACGGCGGCUUUUACAAGACAAUGGUUGCGGCUGUGGGGAUAGGCUCCGGGCUUAGCGUUGUGGAUGACAGGGUGUAUGCCACCGCAACUGAAGCGACACUAUGGCGACGCUUGGCCAGGACAAAGAAGGGGUACUUGGCGGUUAUUCCCAGUCAAACAAUUGUUGGCGAUCAUGUUGCUCUAUACAAGGGUGGUAGAAUGCCGUUUGUUGUUCGUCAACGAGAGGCCAACAAGAGGGAGCUCAUAGGACCAUGCUAUGUUCACGGUAUCAUGUAUGGAGAGUCGUGGGAUGAGGCGCUGUGUAACGAUGUAGGUAUUAUCUGA
Messenger RNA from Trichoderma asperellum CBS 433.97, 2046 nucleotides. RefSeq lists its product as uncharacterized. NCBI's taxonomy places the organism in Eukaryota, Fungi, Ascomycota, Sordariomycetes, Hypocreales, Hypocreaceae. The record is from RefSeq and is a predicted model, not a curated record.